CUCCUAUUUCCUCGCUCGGCAGAAUGUUUCUCCGGAAUCGACUCUGUUGAUUCAAAACACCUGGAGUUGGAAUUAGGGCAAUCAGUGCGCGUCCCCGGCUAUCAGAGCGCGUCUCCGGCUAUCAGUGCGCGUUUGGAGUUACAGCUGAAGACCCAUGUGUUGGAUUUAUAGCCGUAUUUACAGAAAGACAGACAGAAGCUCAUGUCUGUUAAUCCUGGGAUUUUACUGUUUACACGAUUCACCGCGCGAGAUUAGAGGAAAUAAUGGACUUAAAUACGGAAAUGAUUUUAAUCCACUGAGCUUCAUGAUGGAGUUUAUUUUGUUCAUUACUUUUUUCCUGUAUGAUCAUCAGUGCUGAAACCUAUAGACAGACACCUUUAUUUACGCCAGAAGUACUUCAUCUACUGAAUCACCUUUUUACUAAAACUGUCACUCAGACCAAUAAACCUAUGGAGUUAGUUAUAAUGAUAUUUACAAUAUUAUAGAGAAGUCAUGUGUCACGUGACGACCUUCUAUUUUUAAAGCGUGAAAUGUGACACUGUAAAAAAGUCAUUAGUUAAUCGUUCAUCAUAACCUCCUGUCUUUUAUUUUAAUCUGAAUACUACUACUAACAACAACAACAACAACAACAACAAUAAUAAUAAUAAUAAUAAUAAUAAUAAUAAUAAUAAUAAAAAGCAGUAGAAAUUAAAACAAAAUUUGGUUUCAUGGUUGUUGACAGUGAGAAUCUUUACAGAUCAUAGAUAGAGAAAUAAAUCUCUACUCUGGGAAUAAGAGCUCCGGACGCUGUGUGUUGGAGAGCUGAUUUGCUGAUUUACUGAUUUGUGAAUGCAGAAGUGAUGAUGAUGAUGAUGCUGGGACUUCCUGUAACAGUGCUGUUGAUCAGCUGUGGCUUUAGCUUUAGCACUGAACCUGCACAGAAGGAGAACCGAAGCAUAACAGAUGUGUGUGAGCAGGUGAUUCCUCCGUGUGUGACAGAGGCGGAUCGUUACAGCCUGGAAGCGCUGCGUCACAUCCACCAGGAAAUGGACGACGAUCAGGAUGGAGGGAUCGAGGUGGAGGAGAGUGUGGAGUUCAUUAUUGAGGACAUGCAGCAGCAGCAGCAGACGAAUAAACACAGUAAACUACACAGAGAAGAUCAGCACAUCACUGUGGAGGAGCUCUGGAGAGGUUGGAAGUCCUCAGAAGUUCAUAACUGGACACAGGAGGAUGUGCUGCAGUGGCUGCGAGAGUUUGUGGAGUUGCCACAAUAUGAAAAGGGCUUUAAAGAGUUACGCGUCAGUGGAAACACACUGCCCAGGAUUGCAUCCAAUGAGCCAUCAUUCAUGAGCACCUACCUGAAGAUCCAGGACCAGCAGCACAAACACAAGCUGAAGCUCAAGGCACUAGAUGUUGUGCUGUUUGGACCACCUACAAGGCCACCACACAACUGGAUGAAAGACCUGCUGCUCAUUGUGUCAGUAGUGAUGGGGUUGGGUGGGUGCUGGUUUGCUCAGGUACAGAACAAAGCAUCAAAGGAGCAUAUUUCCAAAAUGAUGAAGGAUCUGGAGAGCCUACAGAGAGCUGAGAAGAGUCUCCGAGACAUGCAGGAGCAGCUGGAACAGGCCCAGGAGGAGAAGCGUACAGUAGCAGUGGAGAAGCAGUUUUUAGAGGAGAAAAUGAGGGACGAGAUCCAGGGAGCUCAAGAAGAGGCCAACCGGCUCCAGCAGCUUCGCAAGGGUGCCGUUACUGAACUUAGUCGGCUGAGAUAUGCCGAGGAAGAACUUGAACAGAUUCGAGGGGCUUUGAAGAAGACGGAGCAGGACAUGCAGGCUAGCUGGUCAGUGCCUGAGUCUCUGCAGCUGUGGCUUCAACUCACACAUGAGGUGGAGAUGCAGUACUACAAUGUCAAAAAGCAGAGUGCUGAACAGCAGUUGGCCACUGCUAAAUAUGAGGCAGAGAGAAUUAAGAAGAAGAGAAGUUCUGUUUUUGGUACCCUCCAUGUGGCUCACAGUUCCUCUUUAGAUCAAGUGGAUCACAAGAUCUUACAGGCCAAAAACUCCCUAACAGAAGUGACGGCAUAUUUGCAAGAACGCCUUCAUAGGUGGCAGCAGAUUGAGCUGUUGUGUGGAUUUGCUAUUAUGAACAAUGUUGGACUGCCAAACCUCACUGCCACCUUGUAUCCUGAACCGAAAUGGAUGGUCUUGUCAAGAUCCACCAUGUCAUCCUACCAAAUGCCCGUAGGCAUUGAGGACAUGGAGGAUGACAUGCCUUCCAUGAUGCCGCAAAAAAUUCCUGUUGCAGUUUCUCCACUGAAGCUUUCUCCUCGAACGCUGGUCCGUUCUCGUCGAACUGGUCAUAUUGUCCAGCCACCUGUUAUUCUGUCACCUGAUCCCGAUCUUCUAAUCCCGAUUCGGCCUCCACUCCCUCCGUAUGGGGAAGAGGAAGGAGAAGGAAUCAUUUUCCCUUCUAUAGUGAAACAAGAGUGUCUAGAGACAGUCUCAGAUCCUGAUCCCAUUGGAUCCUCUGUUGGAAUAAAGUACACCGGGCCUGGAUUGGAUACUUCACAGCGAAAACCAUACCGUGACUGCUUGGACCGUUUCGCUGAUAGUGUCACAAGUAAGAUUCAACUUGAUGGACAAGAGAACAGCCCUUUACGCAAAAUAUCACAAGAAGAACUUGGGCAUCAUCUAAGGGGUGAUUGUAGAAAGGUUUCACGUGAAGAAUUUCAUGUUGAAACCCAAGCAAGGAAAUCAAGGGAGGAACAUGUGUCUCCUGAAGCUUUAGUGAGUCCAAUGAGUACAAAGAUAACCGACGUUCCUGAUGAUUUCAAGAAGAUUCCAAGAAUUUUACCAAUAGAUUCUAGUUAUUCUUCUAUUAAACCAUCCAUCAAGGAGAAAUUAGAUUCCCCUGUGGAACCUUACCUUGGAAUAAAAUACAUGGAUGAUGCUGAGGUAAAUGUGGGCAGUCUGCGACAAAAGAUGUUUAAAGAAAGGAAGGAUCCCUCAGAUGAGAUCCUGUUGAAGAUGAUCCUGAAAGAUGAAUGCACCUCAUACACCCAAAGUGGUCAAGAAUGUGACUUAAAAAUAGACAGUGCUUCACGAUUAAUGCUUAGAGAGGAAACUCAAAAGGGGCAUAACCUGUUAGCAGACAAACCCGUAGACUCUGGAUCCACGAGUCCUCUCAGAGAUGAACAUAAUUACUCCUUCACAGUGGAAGGACAGAGAGUAAAGCUCAGAGAAAGUGAAGAGCUGCCCAAAGAACAAUUUUGCAGAAAGGUGCUCAGAGAUGAUAAAGGUCUGUUCAUUAGCAAGAGAAGGCUGUUUCGACGCAUUUCCACAGAUAGUACAUUUAGUAAAAAGGCAGGUGAUUUGGAUGCUUCCGUGGAAAACCAGCGAACAAUGUCUUUAAGAGAGAGAAAGGACAAUGCUCUAUCCAGGAAGCUCUUUAGAGAUGAACACGAUGUUGUCACAGAGAGACAAAAACUCUUUCAGGACAUCAGGCUAGACAAUACUUUGGACACAGAGAUAGAUAAACUCCAGAGAGAUGUGGUAGAUGUACCUGUGGAGACUGUCAGACCAAAGAUAUCCAGAGAGAAAUUUCUUUCAGACCCAGACCAACCUGACCUGACAAUUGGCUCCUUAAUGCUCUGGACCACACCCUCAGACCCCCUUAGCCAGCUAGUGUAUGAUGGUAUUUUAGAGAAGUCGUAUCAGAACCCUCUAAAUAUGAUGAGUCCUGGAGAUCUUAGUCUUCCUGCCUCUCUGCCCUCAAUAUCCACCUCUUCCCAAAGCCUUGUGAGCAGCGAUGGCUCUGCCAGCAGUUCUACACAAUCAGGCAAUCUUUCACCAGCAGAAUCCUGCAGUGGAAAGAAAGGCAAGAAGUCCUUAAAGCUUAAGAACCUGUUCAGGAAAAAGAAGGAUAAGGAGAAAGAUAAAGACCCAAAACAGGAACAUCCACAAGGAGGUUUACAGAAGCUGUGAGUUGUUACAAGACCUUGUAGACUUACAAGACCUUGUAGACUUACAAGACCUUGUAGACCCAAUAAUGCUAUGAAUCAUGAAUUCUGUGAUUUCAAAACAAAUUGUUGGGAUCCUAAUUGCAGGCUUUGCCAAAUUAACUCUGUAAUGUUUCCAUGGUUAUUGUGAUAAUUGUGGACACUUGGUAGUUGUGUUCUUUUCCCAAAGAGGCUUCAUGCUUGGCAGAUGACAAAAAUCUGUAAAAGCCCCACCAGGUACCACCUGGGCAUGUGAUCCUUGACAGUAUUUGCUCAUGUCCUUGAUGUAUUUGAAAUGGAGUUGUAUGGAAUUGUCUUGUUAUAACUUGCAAACUCUAGUGAAUCAGUACAAACCUACUGCAAUAAAAUCCAAACGGUAGACUAAAAUAUAUCAUCAGUAGGAGACUGCAUAUUACUGUCCCUCACUCCUUCUGGUGGUCACACUUACUUUUUAUUUGUUGGAACUGAGACUCGAGUUUUGAGCCUAAACUCCUGUGCAGUUGUUUCUCAGCUGCCAUAAAAACUUCCAAUCACUUUGUUUCUUUGCUUUGCUACAGGUCUUAAUGAGGUAAAAACGGUUAUAACAGACCUCUAAUGUCUGUGUCAUUCUGUAAUGGUUAUUAGAAGUUUUUUCAUUUCAUUAGAAGGUUUUUCAUUUCUUAAGUAAUUUGCCAUGGUAACGCCUGGAUGUGGCGACGUGGCCGUUAAGGUCGCCUAGGAUAUCUAUGGUGCUAGAGAAUACAGUGCUUUGCAAAAGUAUUCAUACCCGCUGAACGUUUUCACAGUUGACACGUUACAACCACAAACAAAAAUUUAUUUUAUUAGGAAUUUUUGUGAUAGACCAACACAAAGUGGCACAUAAUUGUGAAGUGGAAGGAAAAUGAUAAAUGGUGUCCAAUACUUUUUUUUUUUUUACAAAUAAAUAUCUGAAAAGUGUGGCAUGCAUUUGUUUAUUUGGACACCAUUUAUAAUUUUCAUUCCACUUCACAAUUAUGUGCCACUUUCUUUCGGUCUAUUUCAUAAAAUCCCAAUAAAAUACAUUUUUAUUCUUUGUAGUUGUAACGUGUCAAAAGUGGAAAAGUUCAGUGGGUGUGAAUACUUUUGCAAGGCACUGUAUAUCCAAAGCCACCAAUCUGCUCAGUCAUUAGUCGUUUUCUUACUAAAAAUACAAUUUCUGGAAGGAAACAGCAUCUGUUCAGUUUAUCACAGU
This is a messenger RNA of Tachysurus fulvidraco (yellow catfish), 5186 nucleotides long. RefSeq names its product tromal interaction molecule 2a (gene stim2a). Gene Ontology annotation, molecular function: protein binding; calcium ion binding; calcium channel regulator activity. The coding region runs from base 840 to 3962 and encodes 1040 amino acids. The transcript is spliced from 12 exons. Gene Ontology annotation, biological process: activation of store-operated calcium channel activity; store-operated calcium entry; intracellular calcium ion homeostasis. Gene Ontology annotation, cellular component: plasma membrane; endoplasmic reticulum. Lineage: Eukaryota; Metazoa; Chordata; Actinopteri; Siluriformes; Bagridae. The record is from RefSeq and is a predicted model, not a curated record.